Histoplasma mississippiense is the source of this 678-nucleotide messenger RNA. RefSeq lists its product with no specific name. Bases 1 to 678 code for a protein of 225 amino acids. The record is from RefSeq and is a predicted model, not a curated record. Lineage: Eukaryota; Fungi; Ascomycota; Eurotiomycetes; Onygenales; Ajellomycetaceae. The transcript is spliced from 2 exons.
AUGCAACACCAUGCUGGAUCACGGAAGCGAGAGCGACCCUUGAACUCCUUGAUUGAAGAUGACUCUUCAAAGAUCAAAAGAUCAUGGAGGCAUCAUGGCCGGGCUCCUCCAGAGUCAGUCAGAGUCAAUAGGGAUACUCCCCAGUGGACUAGACAGGGCCAUAGGCAGGGCCAUAGGCAGGGCCAUAGGCAGGGCCAUAGGCAGGGCCAUAGGCAGGGCCAUAGGCAGGGCCAUAGGCAGGGCCAUAGACAGCAGACGGCAUUCUCCAAUCCCACUGGAUCUUUAAAUGAUGAGGAUGGUUCUUCUUCAUUAUUAUUCCAGCCCUACUCCGAGUCAUUCUAUAGUGAAGAUGACCACGCCCCAGAACAGCCAUUACCCCUCAAGGAUAAAGAUCACCAUAUCUCUAUGCAGUCAGCAUCAUCAUCAUCAUCAUCAGAACCCUCACAUUCAUUGGAUUUGCCGUCUCAUCAGCAGAGUGUUGACCCGCUCUUAUCCUCAGAGCAGCUGCACUCAUCACCAGCACCUCCACCAUCUCUUCCCCCCAGGGCAACCCAGCUGCGGAGGCCAGCCACCACUCGCCGUGAUGGUAGCCCACUGCCGCCCCGACGCAUGUGGUCUGAGGAGGAGGAGAGACGUCUUCUCCAGCUAUUUGUCGAGACCGUAGUAAUGUUGAUCUGA